GAGAAAGCAGGGCCCUCCGAAACAAGUGAAACUCCCCGUGCGUCCCUCCAAAGGACCCUUCGUGAUAAUAAAUAAACGAAACGUACCGCAAUAUGGAGUGCCAUGACUACACUGACCCGAGCCAAGGACUUGAUGAAAGCCAUAAUGAAAUAUUUCCCAAUGAGAUCGUGUAUAAAUUGAAUCCAAAAGAAACGCAAGAACUGGUAAAGCUGAGGAUAUCAAAUAAAAGUCUUUUUAAUGGAAAAAGGAAUGCAUCCAUGUGUGGAUGGAGGGCUAUUCUCAGACACAUGGGAUUGCAAGACAAAAUGACCCACUAUCAAGCGGCCAAAAAAUGGGAAAAUUUGAAAAAGAAAUACAAAGAGAUAAAGUUAACCCCUCAGGGUAAUGGUCGGGGAGUUGCACCUUUUCCUCAGUGGUCCUUUUACACUUUGAUGAGUGAUGCCAUGGAAGGUCGCCUAGAUGGGAGUGCUCCUAUUCUUACAACCACACAACAAGACAGAAAUGAGGUCUUAAACUGCCCCAAGCGAAAGAAGAGAAGGUUACUAAUGCCUACAAUUUCAUCAGUGGAAUCAAUGGCUCCUGCAGCCUCUUCAGAGUUGUUCACAGGUCCAGAAGUUGAGGUCACGUUAAAUGGAGAGGUGCCUGAAGAAGGAAAUUUGGACAUAGGGCACAUCUUACAGGAAGUGGAGAAUGAAAAAAAAAAGAUGGACCGGCACAAGCAGAUGAUGGAGCGUGAGCACCUGCUGCUGCAGAGGGAGCGGGCAGCUCUGGACAGAGAAGUUGCGUCACUGGAGCGAGACCGAGCGUCACUGGACAGAGAUAGAGCUGCCAUAGAAAGAGAGAAGGCCCUGCUAGACAGAGAAAGGACAGUUGUGGAGAAGGAGAGAGAGGCAGUGGCCAAAGACCGACUGGCUCUGGAGCAAGAGAAGGCAAGACUGGUGAGAACUCAGGGAGAUUCGGACAAUACUGACUGUACAGACAGAAAAGAGCGCUUUCUUUUCUUGUUUGAAAAGCUUAUCAACAAUUUUUGAAAAUAAUUUCAGAGUUUCAGCAUAAAUCUACAUAUGUUGUUAGAGAAAUUGUAAAUGUAUAAGUUCAGAAAAUUAUAUUUUUGCUGCAUUACCAAACAAAAUUGUGAAUGAAAAGAAAGAGCCAUCUAAUUUGGAGAGGUCUUCAAAACGCAUUUAUUUACUUGUGGUUAUUCCAUACAGAGCGCACACAAAGUUGAGCUGUUAGUUUUACCCCUUCCACAAUAAACAACCCCCCUCCCAAAAUCAAUAA
Molecule: messenger RNA, 1281 nt
Organism: Periophthalmus magnuspinnatus
Lineage: Eukaryota; Metazoa; Chordata; Actinopteri; Gobiiformes; Gobiidae
Exons: 4
Coding region: 93-1031 (312 amino acids)
Source: RefSeq, a predicted model, not a curated record